GUAAACUACUUAAUUCGUCAAAAACAGGAUGUUGCUAUAAGUGCCAAUUACACGGCCUCAAUAAAGCCGGAUCUUUGUAUUGUAAACAAAAGCGCACACAUUUAACUUGAUGAACAUUUACUUUGUUGUUCACUAAUUUUAGGAAAAAAGAUGCAAAUAAAGCUUUUUGUUGCCUUUUGGAUCUUGUAUGGUGUGAAUUGUUGGACGUAUUUUGAUGAAUUAAGAUGUAAAAGGGCAGGUCGUCUUGCGAACAGCAAUCAUGAAGGGACAGGAUCUAUCAGAGUGUAUACGUGUAAAGAACACCAUGUGAGCAAUAUCCCAGGACUAAGCAAAAUUCAGUUUCAAUGCAAGUUUGAGAGAAAACUUGGAAAGCAUGUUUGGAAAGCAACGGCAUCAAAGUUUGAGCCACAUGGGCAAAUAUAUUUACAUAACGUCACUUGUGAAUUGAAGAAAGAAUGCUUUGACCCGCCUGUCCCAGACAAAAUGGAAAGGGUGCAAACAGCUAGAUACCAGGUAGCUGUUUCCCAUAAACAGAUAGCAGAGGCACUUGACACCUUCUACAGUGGCGAUACUCUCAAAUAUAGAUGUGCAUAUGGGUAUAGCCUAAAGAGUGAAAAUGAUCUAUUUUCAUACGGCGACUACGGAGGUUAUGAUUACAACUAUGAUUCCUAUGAAACAACAGAGAGCACUACAGCUGCCUCUAGCAAAAAUGUAUCUAAGGAAAUAACAUGUGACUUGCAAGGUCGUUGGAAUGGCUCAGAAACUUACGAGUUGUAUUUCGGUGAAUGCAAAGAAACUGCUUGUGAUGCCACACGAUUUGAUGACAUAAAAAAUGGCAACAUAACGGACUAUAAAGAAUCUUAUGGAUUUCUUGAGGAAAUGAAGCUUGUUUGCGACGCGGGAUAUCGCCCAAAAGAUGGUAUAAAAUCGGUCGUGUGUACUUCAUCGUCAAGCUUUAGCGAAUAUGUGUUACCAAAAUUUGGCUGCGAACCAAUACAGUGUAUGGCACCUGCCAGCCCUCGCAACGGUCGACUAAGGCCAUCUGGGUUGUAUGUUGGCGACACAGCUACAUACGAGUGUGAAACAGGUUUUAGAUUGAUUGGAAAUAACAAAUGGACAUGCCAGCCUAACGGUAAUUGGGAUCAUGAGUGUGUAAUAUGUGCAAGCGACGAUUCAUAUUGUACGCCCCCUUGCGUUCCUCUCGAUGCUGAUAUAACGUCGAUUGGGGACACGUAUGAACAAGGCGCGGUUCUAGAGUUCACUUGCAAGUCUGGACAGUACUUUGGAGGAUCAAAGAACCGGACCUGUAUGAAAAAUAAGCAGUGGAGUGGAUCGCCAAUUGAUUGUAUAGGUACAUCACUGUUUGAUCCCAAUGUUGGUAUUGAAUUGCUAUCGGCAUUAAAACAAAUUCCUCAUGGGAACAAGACACACGACACAAAUAAGACAGAUGUUAUCCUGUCAAAGACUAUAAACGUUGGAGCAAGCAGCGGUGUUGAUGUGUACUUCCUGGUUGACAUAUCGAACAGCAUAACAGAUGACAAAUUCAACGCAACGAAACAAUUCUUGUCUGCUUUACUUCCAGAGCUUGGCAUAAAUAAUGCAGAGUCUGGUACUCGCCUUGCCCUUGCUUACUUCGCCGAGAAUACAUUUACAGUAUUCAACCAGCACAACAUUGGCGGGGACGAUGACCGUCUUUUUAAGUCGUUCGAAGAAGCACAGCAAGAAAUUGCUGCAUCUUCCUCAGAUAUUACAGAAAUACGAAAGAAAACAAAACUUGGGACUGCAAUAACUACCGCUCUUGAUAACAUCACCAUUGAUAUUGAAACUAAGACAGCAAUGUUUCAAAGAGGGGAGCCAAAUGUAAGACAAGCUCAGCAAGUGCUUAUUAUAAUCAGUGACGGCCAGUUCACGUCUAUGGGUGAUCCUUCUAGAGCAGCAAAUCAUUUGAAAGAGAAGUUAGAGGUUGAAAUCUAUUCUAUUGCUGUUGGUACACAAGAUGCAAACAAGCAUGGAUUUAGAGUGAUGGAAAAACUUGCGUCCCAUAUUGAGAACGAGCGGCACUUCUUUCAGAUUAAUGGUGACGACUCAGACUUGGCGGAGGUAACGAACCAGAUGAUAAAUACAGAGAAUUUGGACAUAUCUUGUGGAAUGACCAAACCACAAUUAACACUAAUAUCUGACAAUGAAGCAAGGUAUGAAGAAGAUGCAAAGAGAUACGCUUGGCCUUGGAUGGCAGAGCUAAGAACGGAGAAUAGCCAUGUAUGUGGAGGAUCCUUGAUUAAAGACAACUGGAUUUUAACAGCUGCACAUUGUUUCUCAGGAAAGAAAGUUUCCAAAGUUCAUUUGAGAAAGCUAGAACUAAACCAGAAUACUGAUUACGACGAUUAUAAUAUACAACAAAAGAACAUUUACAUACAUGAACAAUACCAAGAAGAUGUGCACCCAAAGAACCUGUAUGAUAUUGCUCUAGUCAAACUCGAAGAACAGAUAACUUUCACUCCAGAAGUGCUGCCUGUCUGCUUAUGGAACGAGGAAAUUAAAAAUGAAACUGUUAAUAUGGAGUACAAGGCGUUCUUUAAAAGUGAAGAACGUUACGGCGUUGUUACAGGCUGGGGAAAAGGCAAUACAAAAGAAGACUUGGCAGAUACGCUUAAACAAAUGCAAAUGGAAAUUAAAACCCACAACGCGUGUAUAGCAAACCUUAGGAAGGAUCAAAAGCAAGAUGUUGAUGGGAGUCUGAUGUUUUGUGCUGGAGGAAAAGAGACGAUCAAUGGUGAAGAUAAGAUAAUUGACUCGUGUGAAGGAGAUAGUGGUGGACCGUUUGUCGUCAGACAUCCUCUAAAUGAAAAUAAAUACAUUCAAAUUGGAAUCGUGUCAUUUGGUUUUGGUUGUAAAGAGGAGGGGAAGUUUGGAUUCUACACAAAACUUACAGAAGAACUGCUCACAUGGAUAGAUGAUACGAUUAAGAAUGCGGAACAGAAGAAGUAGUGAUCAAAUAAACUGUUCAUAUUUCGAUGUGAGACCCCUUUAGUCAAUGCGCAAAGCUUAAUGUUUAAAGGCUAACAAAACAAACACUGUUAUAAGUGUUCCAUUUGAACAAACAAAUCAGCUUUUAUUGACUUGAAACAAGAUGUCAAAUGUAUGAUUCUUAUUUUUGUUCAGAUUGUUCAGUGUAUAAGUUCAGCUGUAGAUACAUUAAUUUGCUUUUUUUUGUCAUAAUAAAUGAAAUACCGGACCUAUACGCUAAAAGUAUAUAACAAAACAGAUCCAAAUAAUUUAUAUAAAAUUCGUAUAUAUCUAACAAAGGAUGCUACAGAAAUACUUUUUUUAUUCACUUGUUCUUUCGCAUUUGGACUUUUGUAAUGUUAUACUGUAUGGUACAGCAGAAAGUGAAAUAAGCAAAAUACAAUGUACUCAACCUUAGGGAAUUUCACAGUUCUAAGCAAGUCCUUUACAACCACCUGCAUUGGUAACCGAUCAAAGACAGGAUCAGAUUCAAAUGAACCCCUUUCAUGUACAGCUGCUCUGUUGGAAAUGCACCAAUUUAUUUGACUCAUCUUUUAUCUCCAUAUUAUCCUAACAAGACAAGUUUGAGAUCUUCGGGUACUACAGAGGGGUGCUAUGUUUUUCCAUUCAACAAAAGGAAGUGUGUUUUUUCUGACAGAAGUUUUAGUACUGUACGUCCGAAACUGUGGAAUGAUAUAUCUUUAAGUAUUAGGCAGUCUAAAUCCUUAGAAGUCUGUAAGAAGAAUCUGAAAACAUUAUAUGUUAGAGAUUUUUAUAUAUAUUGUUUUAGGACACAACGUUCAGGUAUUGUGGUUUGCUUUAUGUCAGUUAUGUUUUUGUUGUUUUCCUUAAAUGUGAAUCUGGAUUUAUGUACAUAUUUUUAGUAAUAUGAAUAUUUUCAUAAGCUCGCCUGAGAACGAAGUGCUCGUGAUGAGCUAUUGUGAUCAUUAACUGCCCGUCGUCCGUCUGUCCGUCCGUCUACACUUAUCUUCAAACAUUUUUGUGGAAAUUAUUGCAACUUUGCCAGGAUGUUCCUUAGGGAGUCUUUUUCCAACAUUUUUCAAACGGUACCACAAAGGGGCCGUCAGUGCUAACAAUAGAGAUAUCUUCAAAAGACAUCUUCUCCUAAACCGCUUAUCCGAUUUUAAAAUUUCACACAAAUGGUCCUUUAUGGACCCUCUACCCAGUUUGUUCAAAUUAUUCCGAUUCGUCAAAAACAUGGCCACCAGGGGACGUAAUCAAUUUUCCCUUUUUGUAUAUAGGGGAAACUUCAAAAAAUUUCUUGUAUGGAACUGCUGGUCCAAUUUUAAAAUAAUUCACACAAAUGGUCAUUGUGUGACCCUCUACCAAGAUUGUUGAUAAAACAAUUCCGAUUCAUAUAAAAGAACAUGGCCUACAGGGGACAAGGUCACUUUUCCCAAUAUGUAAUUUGUUGAAAUUUUAAAAGUCUUCUUGUAUGAAACUGCUAGCCAGAUUUUGAAAUAUUUUACACAAAUGGUCCUUGUAUGGCUCUCUUCCAAGGUUGUUCAAAUCAUUCGUAAAGAACAUAGCCGCCAGAGGGCGUGGUCACUUUUCCCUAUAUGUAUAUAGUAGAAACUUUAAAAUUCUUCUUGAAUGAAAGUGCUGGCAAGAUGUUAUUAUAAUAAGUUCACACAAAUUGUCCUUGUGUGAUCCGCUACCAAGAUUGUUCGAAUAAUUCAGAUGUAUCAAAAAACAUGGCUGCCAGGGGGCGUGGUCACUUUUCCCUAUAUGUAUUUAGUGGAAACUAAUUCUUGUCUGAAAUAGCAGGCCCAAUCUUAAAAUAAUUUGACACAAAUGUUCCUUGGGUGAACAUUUACGAAAAUUUUUCAAAAUAUUCAGAUUCGUAAAAGAACAUGGCUGCCAAGGGGCGUUGUCUUUUUUCCCUAUAUUUAUAUAACGAAAUCUUCUUGUCAGAAACUGAUGGCCUAAUUGAAAAAAAUAAAUUUUGAAACUUUCAAAAUAUUCUUAUUUGACAUUGUCUUUUAGUAUUCUUAUGUCAUCAUUCCCAACAUUUUAUCCCCCAUUUUCUAACACAUACACACGCACGAGCGCACACAGGCACGCACGCACGUACGCCCACACGAACGAACGCACGCACGCACACACACACACUUUACCCGCACUUAAUUGUUUAGUAGAAACUUUUAUGAUGUUCUUGUAAGAAAACACUGGCACUAAUUCAAAAUAAUUUCACUGACAAUUUUCCAUGUAUAACCAUCUACCAAAAAUGUUCAAGCAAGUGGUGUUACUCAUGUGAGCGAUCUAGGGCCAUCAUGACCCUCUUGCAUCAUAUGGUUAUGAGAAUGUAUCUUAAUGCCAUGCUUUGGUUUUAAAACGUGCUGUACAAUAUCAUUGAAUAUUAUAUACCCUUCUCAAGUGCGCUCAUUUGAUUGGUCGAAAUAAGUGCACGCGCGGGUCCGCAAAAAGCGGUAUUGACCCGCAAGAGUGAUAAUGACUCUUGUGAUAUCACAUUUUCUUAUAUUUGAAAAAUAAGAGCCAGUCAAAUGAAUGCAUUUGAAAAGGGCAUAUAAUAUAACAAUUACAGACUUAUGUUUCGGUCAAUAGGUGUUUUUAUGGACCUGUAAAAAUGAUAUUGACCGAGGACUGCAUCCUCGGUCAAUAUCAUGUUUUGCAGGUCCAUAAAAACACAUAUUGAUCGAAACAUAAGUCAAUAACUGUAUAAUAUAUACUUGUAUAAAAUGGCUGUUUAAUCAAAUAAAAGUGUUUCAGUUUCA
This is a messenger RNA of Mercenaria mercenaria, 5762 nucleotides long. RefSeq names its product complement factor B-like. Bases 151 to 2988 code for a protein of 945 amino acids. NCBI's taxonomy places the organism in Eukaryota, Metazoa, Mollusca, Bivalvia, Venerida, Veneridae. Gene Ontology annotation, cellular component: extracellular region. Gene Ontology annotation, molecular function: serine-type endopeptidase activity. Gene Ontology annotation, biological process: proteolysis; complement activation. The record is from RefSeq and is a predicted model, not a curated record. The transcript has 17 exons.